Messenger RNA from Silurus meridionalis, 2081 nucleotides. It is a transcript of the gene ckbb, whose product is annotated as creatine kinase, brain b. Gene Ontology annotation, biological process: phosphocreatine biosynthetic process. The transcript is spliced from 8 exons. The coding region runs from base 166 to 1311 and encodes 381 amino acids. Gene Ontology annotation, molecular function: creatine kinase activity. The record is from RefSeq and is a predicted model, not a curated record. NCBI's taxonomy places the organism in Eukaryota, Metazoa, Chordata, Actinopteri, Siluriformes, Siluridae.
AGCAGCCAAUCAGAGCAAAGCUCCGGCGCCGUAUAAAACCUGGCAAAGCCGCUUAUUUUCUGGAGACCAUAAUCAACGUCGUUGUGCUUUAUUUGUGGACUACAGGAAGAGCUACUUUCAGUGUUUUUUUUUGCCUAUCCAAACGCAUAGAAGCUCUGAGCAGCCAUGCCUUUCGGCAACACCCACAACAAGAUGAAGAUGAACUACACGGCCGAGCAGGAGUACCCCGACCUCAGCCAGCACAACAACCAUAUGGCCAAGGUGCUCACCCCGGAGAUAUACGCAAACCUGCGGGACAAGGAAACCCCCACUGGCUUCACAUUGGAUGACGUCAUCCAAACCGGGGUGGAUAACCCAGGCCAUCCAUUCAUCAUGACUGUGGGCUGUGUUGCUGGUGAUGAGGAGACAUAUGAGGUCUUUAAAGAUCUUCUGGACCCAGUCAUUGAAGACCGCCAUGGAGGCUACAAGCCCACAGACAAGCACAAGACCGACUUGAAUCCAGACAACCUUCAGGGUGGAGAUGACCUUGAUCCCAACUAUGUCUUGAGCUCCAGAGUACGAACCGGCAGGAGUGUUCGUGGCUUCUCUCUGCCCCCUCACUGCAGCCGUGGUGAGAGGCGUGGCAUUGAAAAUCUGGCUGUUGAAGGUUUAGGUAGUCUCGAUGGUGAAUUUAAAGGAAAAUACUAUGCCCUGAAGAACAUGACGGAGGAGGAGCAGCAGCAGCUGAUUGAUGAUCACUUCCUGUUUGACAAGCCAGUUUCUCCAUUGCUGUUGGCCUCUGGGAUGGCUCGUGACUGGCCCGAUGCCAGGGGGAUCUGGCACAAUGAUGACAAGACCUUCCUGGUUUGGGUGAAUGAGGAAGAUCACCUACGUGUCAUCUCCAUGCAAAAAGGUGGCAACAUGAAGGAGGUCUUCACUCGUUUUUGCACAGGACUCACAAAGAUUGAAUCCCUCUUUAAAGAGAAGGGCCAUGAAUUCAUGUGGAACGAGCACCUGGGCUACAUUCUCACCUGCCCUUCUAACCUUGGGACAGGGUUGCGUGGCGGUGUCCACGUUAAACUUCCAAACUUGAGCAAACACGAGAAGUUUGGUGAGAUCCUCAAGAAGCUGAGACUCCAGAAACGUGGAACAGGUGGAGUAGACACUGCUGCAGUGGGUGGCAUCUUUGACAUCUCCAAUGCUGACCGACUGGGUUUCUCUGAGGUGGAGCUGGUACAGAUGGUGGUUGAUGGUGUCAAGCUUCUCGUCGAAAUGGAGAAGCAUUUGGAAGCUGGCCAGCCAAUUGAUGACCUGAUGCCUGAGCAGAAGUGAACACUGCUUUAUAACCCAUCCAUAAUCCCAAAUUGACUCCACCUCCUGCCUUCAGCAGCUCUCCUUCCCUCCAAACCAGUAAUAUUAACCACAUCGAGGAGCUUACUCUGCCCAUGAUAGUGGCACUAAAGUUAGACGAGUCUUCCAUCAGUCCGAAGGAUUUUGUACCUCCAGCGUCUCGAAGGAUGGCUCUUUAACACCUGAAAUAAAGUCUCUUUGGCCCAUGGAAUUGGUUGUGGUGUCUCUUCCCUGUAGAACCUGAAAAAUCAGUCCUCCAGAUGAAUCCAUUGAGACAAGCAUGACUAUUUCAAAUACAAUACUGUAGUACCUCUAAAGGCCCCCCAGUGCUUUAAGCAUCGCCGUCACCUAUUUUCCAUUUGUAGUCCCGCUUUCCCUUCAGACGUUUCACACUAGUAUAAUUUUCCACUGCAGACAAGAUCCGGACUCUGUGCCACUACAAAACAGUGAUUAGUGUAAUUUAACUGUUAUGUCACUGAUCAACUAAACCAUACUAUCUGCUAUUAACCAGUCUUACAAAUGUAUUUAAAUGUACCGUAUAUUGUCCUGGUGAAAAUAGAUUUCAGAACAUAAUUCAAUAGACACACAAAUGACCAAUGAUUGUCUUGUCUGUUUCCAGUCGAAGCACCUCAAAUCUUUUUUUAGUGCACAUAGUAUUAAAAAAAAAAAAUGCAGAAGUGUAGAAAUGUAAUGCUAUCCUGUGGAAUGUUAAGCACUCACUAUAACUCAUUAAAAAAAUCUAUUACACAUAA